Cladophialophora carrionii CBS 160.54 is the source of this 2166-nucleotide messenger RNA. RefSeq lists its product as uncharacterized. Gene Ontology annotation, biological process: nuclear-transcribed mRNA catabolic process, nonsense-mediated decay; positive regulation of translation. Lineage: Eukaryota; Fungi; Ascomycota; Eurotiomycetes; Chaetothyriales; Herpotrichiellaceae. Gene Ontology annotation, molecular function: mRNA binding. The coding region runs from base 1 to 2166 and encodes 721 amino acids. The record is from RefSeq and is a predicted model, not a curated record. Gene Ontology annotation, cellular component: cytoplasm; nucleolus. The transcript has 2 exons.
AUGUCAAGCAAGGGUCGUUCAGCAGGCGUUUUGCCUGUUAACGCAGCAGCGAGGAAGACGGCAGCAGCGAAUUCUGCCCCAAAAUCAUCGCAGAGGAGUCCAGCACCGAGACUCAGACUGAUCAUACGUCGUCUGCCACCAGGGCUCAUAGAGACAGAAUUUUGGGCAGCGCUUGGUGAUGAGUGGCACGUAGGCAAUGGCAAGGUUGAAUGGGCAGCCUAUCACGAUGGCAAGGUCUCCAGAGAUCCCUCAAAGCCGUCGCGACCAGCUAGAGCGUAUCUCAAAGUCAAGGAACAGUCGGUCCUGGACACGCUUUCCGCUCUAGUCAAAGAGACGUCGUUCCAGGACGCCAGAAACACAACCAAAGAUCCAUGCCUUUUAGGACCUCCGUCGCUUGAGUUUGCACCGUACAACAAGACGCCAAGUGGACGAACCCGGCACGACGGGAGGCAGGGUACCAUUGACCAAGAUCAAGAAUUUAUUGAUUUCUUGCAGAGCUUGACAGAACCCAUCACCAAGCCCACGGGCAAUGGGACAGAGUCUGGUGAACUCAAAACGGAGCCCGUCACGAUUACGCCCCUUGUCCAGUAUAUAAAGGAAAAGAAAGCCAACAAAGCCAAAGAAGCCGCACAAGCCAAAGCCGCUAAGAGCGCCGGCAAGGAGGCGAAGCCCACUAAGAAUGAGCGCACUCCAACAGUGAUCAUCAAAGGCAAGGCGAAUCCUACUGCAACAGAGAAGGACAAGGACAAAGAGAAAGAAAAGGAGAGGGUGGCCAAAGCUACCCAGGAUGCCAUCAAGGCCGUGCAGAAGUCCGUGGCCGCUGUGCAAGGAAAACAAAGCUCCCUGCCGGCCAAAAGCGAAAGAGUACAGCCAGCAACAAAAGAGACAGCACCGACAGCCCAGUCUCAGCCGACAGAGUCGGCUAAGCAAGACCGUAACAGAGCGCCUCGAGAUACCGCCCGAGGGGCUGCCCGGAUGCUGCAGCGAGAUCUGGGUCUGCUCGCAAAAGGCAGCACUUCUCCUAGGACACCGAAGGCAAAUGCGACAGCAUCUGCAUCAAGCGCUGCACCACCGAUUACCCCGACACUUGCAAAACCCACAGCAGGACCUAACCCUGCAGAGUCGGCACCAAGCCAGCAGAAUUCGUCAGGGCCAGCAACGCCCACCACGCCCGCAGCGCCACCCACUGGUCCACGAGCGUCAAGAGCCUCGCGAACACCCAGCGCCGCCGCAUCCUCAUCAGCAAAACAACCUCCCACCACGCCUUCUCAACAAGCAACAACAACCCAGCCACAAACCCAUCCCAACCGCGCAAAACCGCAACCAUCUCCCGCUCAGCCCUCUGCAGGCGCUAAAUCCGCCUUCCUCAAGCACGCCAAUCCCUCUCAGGGCAUCACCGAGGAUUUACUCAAAGAAGCAUUCAAAUCCUUCGGCACCAUCACACGCUGCGAAAUCGAUAAAAAGAAGGGGUUAGGGUAUGUUGACUUUGCGGAGCAUGAGGGCCUGAAGAAAGCUAUGGCAGCCAGUCCGGUCAAGGUCGCGAAUGGGCAAGUCGUGGUGUUGGAGAAUAAGAGUCCACACGGGAAGAGAGGCGGCCAACCUGCCACGGCUCAGAAGAGUUCCCCUACUCCCGCUCCUGCUGCCGGUUCGGCUGUCACAAAAGCGAAUGCUGUUCCUGGUUCUCCAGCUGUGAGCUCCCCAAAGCCAUCGGUUCCAACCCCGUCACCAACCGCGGCGCCCACGCAGCAAACCGCAAGUACACAAGCUCAAACCCCUGGGGCGCCGAUGCCUCCUGCUGCGCCGUCGGGAUCGGCAACGGCCUCCACCCCUGGAGUACCAGCUCCACCUACAGCGCCGCGGGGAGCGAAUAGAGGUGGUCGCGGGGGUGGUGGCAGGGAUAAUGCUCGUGGCGGAGCAGCCAGUCAAGGCCAAGGUCAGUCUCAGGGUCAGGGUCAAAACCGGAGCAACAGGCAAGGACAUCGCGGCGGAAGGGUUAAUUUCAGGGGCAGCGGACGAGGCGGCGCUGCAGCGGCGACAAAUGCCUCUCCAGCUACGGGAGGUGAAAUUGCAGCGGGAAGUGCAGGUGCAAGCGCAAGUGCAAGUGCAGACACACCUGGAGCAACCGUGGCGCCUGUAGCGGCAAAAGAAGAACCGAAGGAAUCCUGA